AUGAGUCAUAACACAUGCGAGUGGCGGAAGAUUGUAUUGUUUAGCGCGAUUGAUGAGCAUCAGAAUGAGUUCGUCGCAGCGCUCAAGGAGGCCGUGGCCAUCCCAUCGGUUUCCAGCGAACCGGAUCGCCGUCCCGAUUGUGUGCGAAUGGUCACGUGGACCAAGAAGAAAUUGGAAGAAAUCGGAGCAUCCGUUCAAGUUAUCGAAGCUGGCAAGCAGAAACUACACAGCGGUGCCGUCAUCGAUCUGCCUCCAAUUCUAUUUGGGACACUAGGUACCGAUGAGAAGAAAAAGACCGUUCUUGUGUACGGUCACCUAGAUGUACAGCCAGCUGACAAAAUGACUGAUCCGUUCGAGCUGGUAGAGAAAGAUGGCAAGUUGUUCGGUCGAGGGUCCACUGAUGAUAAGGGGCCAGUUAUCGCUUGGAUCCAUGCCAUCAGUGUUUUGAAGAAGAAGGGGGUCGAUAUUCCCGUUAAUCUGAAGUUUGUGUUCGAAUGCAUGGAAGAGUCUGGUUCUGAGGGUCUUGAGGAAGCCCUCCGUAAACAUAAGGACGAUUUUCUUAAAAACGUCGAUAUGACUUGCAUUUCGGACAACUACUGGCUUGGAAAGAAAAAGCCUUGCCUCACAUAUGGUCUGAGGGGCCUCUGUUACUACUUUGUAGAAGUGAGCUGUGCUAAGCAGGAUCUUCAUUCGGGAUCAUACGGUGGAACUGUUCCGGAGGCAAUGAACGAUCUUGUUUGGAUUUUGUCGCAGCUCACCGAUUUAGACGGCACUAUUCGUGUUCCCCACAUCUAUGAUUUGGUUGAACCACUGACUGAUGACGAAAAGAAAAUCUAUGAAGGGAUUGAAUUCGACCAUGAAGAGUAUAAGAAAGACAUUGCUGCCCAUGGUCUCUUAAAGAGCACGAAGGAAGAACUGCUGAUGAGUCGCUGGCGUUACCCUUCUCUUUCCAUUCAUGGUAUUGAAGGCGCAUUUAGCCAGCCCGGUGCAAAGACGGUUAUCCCGAAUAAAGUGAUUGGUAAAUUCUCAAUCCGAAUUGUCCCUAAUAUGACACCGAAGUCAGUCCAUAAACUUGUCAUCGCAUAUUUGAAUGAUCUGUGGGCGAAGCGUGGUUCACCUAAUCACUACAACGCAGUGGCGCACCAUGGUGGAAUGCCAUGGGUCACUGAUGUCAAGCAUCUGAAUUUUCGUGCUGGUGCACGCGCCAUGAAAAGGGUUUUCGGCGUUGAACCCGACUAUACUCGCGAAGGAGGAACUAUUCCAAUCUGUAUUACAUUCCAAGAGCUCACGGGUAAUAAUGUCAUGCUGCUCCCUAUUGGGGCUUGCGACGACAUGGCACAUUCACAGAAUGAGAAGCUUGACCGUUCCAACUUCAUCCAGGGAACGAAGACUCUUGCUGCCUAUCUGCUCGAACUUGCUGAGUGA
This is a messenger RNA of Angiostrongylus costaricensis, 1425 nucleotides long. NCBI's taxonomy places the organism in Eukaryota, Metazoa, Nematoda, Chromadorea, Rhabditida, Metastrongylidae. The record is from the annotation of a GenBank genome assembly.